Messenger RNA from Ipomoea nil (Japanese morning glory), 1296 nucleotides. RefSeq lists its product as uncharacterized. The transcript is spliced from 4 exons. The record is from RefSeq and is a predicted model, not a curated record. Lineage: Eukaryota; Viridiplantae; Streptophyta; Magnoliopsida; Solanales; Convolvulaceae. The coding region runs from base 1 to 1296 and encodes 431 amino acids.
AUGGUUAUCGUGAAGAUAUUACAUUUUCUGAUGCAUGGCGCCGAGGAUAUCAUGGUGGUAGGACAAGAAUUAGCCCUAAAGAGUAUUUCUCGUUCUAUAUACAUUAGAAGAACUCAUCAGAAGGCGUUGUGUUGUGAUGCUUAUCAGGGUUUGAGCGAUGCACUAACAAGGGGCGAAUUAGAUCCCACAAAUCGGGGUAAAAGAAUUAUACUACCAUCAUCAUUCACAGGCGGAGCUAGGCACAUCGGUUAUCCUCAUUUGUUCAUAACAUUCAACCCGAAGUGGCCUGCGAUUGAGCGGUAUGUUACACAACGUGGGCUUAAAGUAGAGGAUAGACUCGAUACUGUUUGCCGCUUGUUUAAGAUGAAACAUGAUGUUAUGAUUGAAGAGGUCAAGACAGAAAAACUGUUUGGCGACAUAUGUGGAGACCCAGAUGCCGACAAUGAGUACAAUGACGCAGUUAGUGAAUUUAUGUUGCACGGACCAUGCGGACAACUCCGGAAGAAUUCGCCAUGCAUGGUAAAUGGUAAAUGUUCAAAGUAUUUCCCAAAAACAUAUGUUAGUGAGACAAUUCUUGAGAAAGAUGGUUACCCAAUCUACAGAAGGCAUGACAAUGGAUGCAAAAUCAGUAAGAAUGGAGUCCAACUUGAUAACCGUUACGUUAUCCCGCAUAAUAAACAUCUGCUUCUAAAAUAUCGCGCACAUAUUAACUUUGAAUGGUGCAACCGGUCGAGAUCGAUAAAAUAUUUAUUCAAAUACGUCAAUAAAGGAAAUGAUCGAGUCACGGCAGAGUUCAUGAGUAAUUCUACAAAUGCAGUCAGUGGUGAUGUGGUCGAUGAGAUUAACAGGUACUACGAUUGUCGCUACAUAUCGGCAUGUGAAGCUACCUGGCGGCUGUUUGGGUACGUGAUCCAUUAUCGCACGCCACCUGUGGAGAGGUUAAAUUUUCACUUAAAUAUCCAACAGAAUGUUGUCUAUGGGGUAGAUCAAAGCCUCGACGAGAUUGUCGAGAACCAAACGGUUAAGCAGAGCCAGUUCACAGCUUGGUUUGAGGCAAACAAAAAAUAUGAAGAUGCUCGGUCGCUCACUUAUGCAGAGUUCCCCGGUAAGUUUGUUUGGAGACAAGACGUGCGUGAAUGGCAUCCAAGGAAGAAAGGAUUCUCCAUAGGACGAUUGUUCUAUGUUCUUUCAGGGUGUGAAGAAUUAUACUAUCUAAGAUGCCUUUUAAAUAUCAUACGUGGACCUUCAAGCCACGAGGAUAUUCGCACUGUUGGGGGUCAUUCACAAAUCAUUUAG